AAAGGAUGUUUGAAGUGUUGUACACUAUGGUUGUGUAUACUUUGAUCGUUUGUUUAUAUAUUUCAAUAUGCUUAUUUGAUGUGAUCAAUGAUCCGUCGAUCAUAUGCUCUAAUAUAUAGCAUGAUCCAUAUGAUAGAAGAUGAAUAAAUGUUGACAGUUUUCGGGGAAUAUAUUGCUGCAACGAGGGUUCCUUCAAGAGUUGCUCGUAUUUAGGGUGCAAUGUAGAACGAUUGUUUAAAUGGAAAGUCAGUGUUCCCAGCCUUUGUUGUUGCCAUAUUAUUUUUAUAGCAUAUUUUAUGGUAAAUGGUGUUUAAUGUGAGGCUAAGUGUGAGCAAUGUAACAGCGUGACAACUUUUCGAUUCACCUUCUUAAGUUGAUUGAUAUAAUGAAUUACCUUUUACGGGUGUUGACUAUCUUUUUGUGUUUGAAUCUGGUGCGGUACAGCCUAAGCAGGAAUCACUCCAGUGGUUUGUGCGAAGACAGUGAUGUAUCCUGUCGAUCUCAGCUGGUCAGCGCCAGCGCCGCGGAGGCCGACUGCCUGGUGAAGUACUUCCCCAGCCACACGGAGGACUGCGAGGAGUGGGUGUUCUCUGGCGCCCCGGACCGGCAGCUGGGCACGGUGCAGCUGGAGACGUACGUGCGCACUCGCGCCACCUACGUCUGGGCCGCGUUCAACGUGUCCUUCCUGCGCAUCAAGUGGAACACGCUGCGCAUGAGGUUCAAGCUGAGCAAGCGCAACGACUCGCAGCAGCACAAGAACCUGUGCCGGCAGUUCGACCUGCGGGGGGAGGUGCCGGAGGGGCAGCGACUGUACUACGACUGCCCCUGGGCCGUGGCGGAGGAGGAGGACUAUGAGGACCAGUACUACGGCUUCGAGUACGAGGCGAGCGACGCGGGGGGCCUUCGCGAGCACCGCCAGUUCCUGCUGGAGGUGCCCCGCUACGUGACGCGGCCGGAGUUCGUGAAGCUGGCGGAGUGGCCGCUGUUCGUGUACGUGGACGUGACGGAGGCGCCGCGCCUGGUGGUGCACUGGACGGCGCCGCCCCCCGAGCUGGGAGCCGCCCGCCUCGUGAGCGGCUACGAGCUGGCGCUGCACUUCAACGCCAGCUCCGGCGGGCCCGAAGAGGUGCUCCCCCUGGGGCAGGUGGCGGCCGGCCAGCCCCUGCAGCUGCAGCGCGACGUGGGCUCCGCGCCGGGGGCCUACCGCUUCGGCGUGAGGGCCAUCCACCCGGCGUGCGGCCGCGCCGGCUGUCGCCUCUCCUUCUCCCCCACCAUCAAGAUCAAAGGGAACUCGCGCUUGUUCCUGAUAGCCGUGGUGGGCUGCUCCGUGCUGAUCCCCAUGGUGCUGUGUGCCCUGCACGUGCUGAAGAAGUGGCUGGAUCGGCCGACUACAGAUGUGAAGCCGCCGCCCAUCGUGCUGAUGGUGUACGUGCCCACGCACAAGGCUCACGUGCGUGUGGUGAAGGAGCUGGCCGUGUAUCUGCGCACCUUCUGCGAGGUGGAGGCGCUGCUGCAUGACAUCGACAUUCCCAACGACGACGCCAAGGAGUCGUUCACGUGGUACAACAAGGCCUACAACCGCGCAGACUUCGUGAUGGUGGUGUCGUCACCGCUCCAGCACACCACCCUGCGAGACACCAUCUACAGCAACGUGGAGAACAUCGCGUUCAACUUCCUGAAGGAGAAGUUUGCGUCGCCCGACGUGCCCUCGUGGAAGUUCUUCAACGCGGUGCUGCCGUACUGCGACGAGCGCGACAUCCCGCCGGAGGCCGUCGCCUUCCGCAGGUUCUUCCUGCUGGGCGAGCUGGACGACAUGCUGCGGUACCUGCGUCGCGGCAGCAGCGGUCUGCGGGCCAAGGUGCUGCCCCUGCCCCGGCCCGAGGUCCCGGGAGGCCCCGCCCACUACAAAGUGUACGGCGGGCGGCUGGCCGCGGCCAUCGCCGAGGCGACGGCGGGGGUCAGCACCGUGGGCUGCUCCCCCGGCGAGCACACGGACAGCACGCUGUGCCCCCAGAGCUCGGCCUCCGAGGUGUGCGACGAGGCGCAGACGUCCCGGGACCGCCUGCUGCAGGCGGAGCCCCGGGCCCCCGUGCACAGCCCCUUCUUCCCGGACAACGUCCGCGAGGUGGCCCGUGUCGAAGAGGGUCGCACGCCCCCCAAGAGGCCGGCCCACAGUCGCUUCGACAGCAUGAAGCUGUGAUAGCAACUGUCACACAGCUCUUCAUACAAGCACUAUUUUUAUAUUGUUUGUGACAAUGUCAUGUUUCUGCAUGACCAUCACGUGUUUUACGCCUAGAGUAAGUUAAUGAUUUGAGGGGCAAGUCAUUUUUGGAGGUAAAAAUCUUGAAUUGGUGGGUGGGUGGGGUAUUGUUUAUUAACCGUCUCUAAACCAGCUUGUAACAAGAUUCUAGCUUAACAAGUUGUUCUACUUACACUAGUGUUCUUAUAAAUAACAUAGUACUAAUGCUAAUUAUAAAAUGAAUACUGGUCCUAAACCUUUCAAAGUAGAAAUAUCUUUCUCUGCCAUGUGAGUAAAUCCACACGUUCCAGACCACGGAACACUUGCUGUGACGGACUUGUGGUGUCAUCUCGUCCAGUAGUCGGUGGUGGUGUUCAGUUUGUCAUGUACUUGUAGAAGACCCUCUUUAUCUGCUGUUUUCAAAUUGGGGCUGUUCCGACACCGCCUUUUCCAGUACCAAUACCUGAUACUACUGUAAACAUUUAUCAUUUCUGUCCACGUUUUAUAAGUACCUAUUUAAAACAUAAUUUUUGUACAAGACAUAAACACACUAUUAUCCUGAAAUGCUAUGGCAUGUUUCUUGAGAAGAUAUUACACAACGCACCGACAGGUUGCAUUCCCGCCCAUUCGCCCCAUGACUAACUUCCACCGGCAAUACUUAUUUUGACAGCUCAAGCAAUUAUCUUUUCCCAUGCAUUGUCAAAAAAAAAGUUUGCUUCACAGUGUAAUUAAAAACCUCACCUAUUUUCCCCAAGCAAAAAAAACACACUGGCUGCCAAUUGCCUCCACUGCAUUCCCGCCGUCGUACUUCCACACAUUACUCGUCUCGCCCGCUCGCGUGAGCACGCUAUGUAGUAACAGCCCACAUCUAGCGGAUUUACAUUUUAGUGAAAAUUACUUUUAUUUUCCUUGAUAAAUCUGUGUCAAAUUGACUGUGCUCGUUAAAAGAUACAGGUGUCACAUGUUGUAUCGUGUUAUGUUUUUUUUUGGUCACGGUAUGUGUUCCAAAAUGCUUUUCUUUUGUGUCUUUCCUUUUCGGAAGCCAUCUGCUAUUAAAAUAAAUUUAUAUUGAGUUUAAAACUUGUAAAUUUUGUGCCAGGGAAACUGAACACGGAAUUGGUGUGAAAAAAUGGCAUAUUUUGACGUAACGGUUUGGAAAGGGGGGAGGGCUUUUCGGUCCAGAAUUUUCAAUACUAUGCCCCAUCUAUUACAGUCCUAUUCGCUGAAAACAUUGGGGGGUCGUUACAACUGGGUUUUACUGUAUUGGCCAAUGAUGAUUUCUGCUGAUAUCCUACACCAGUAUCCUUAUCGGAACAGCUCUAAUUCUAAUGUUUCUACGCUAUAAUUUUCCCCAUUGGCUCUAAGCCUCUUUUGUGGUUUUAUAUUGCUCUCUGGAUGCCUGCAUCACAGCUAAUUGUGUACGAGAGUUGACUGGUAACCUUGCAGUUGCCGUUUGCCGAGGUCACUCGGUCAUGCUGUUUGCCAGGUUCCCCUGGUACCCGCCCACAUGGAUACCGUAUUAGUCUGCGUGUGGGUCACUCGAUGGAGUGUCAGCCUUGCGUGUGAAGCUCCUGCCCCUUACCUCACCGCCCGGCCAGCAGGCUGUGUGGGCGGUGGCAAGUGCACCUGCCCUCUACCCUAGAGCAGCUUUCCUCUCUCGGGGAAAGCGACUGGUAGAAAAUUGAAGAGCAAUAGUAGCUUGGCUUCUGGGUUGUAGCGGCGUCCUUGGCGAAUAAUUCACUGACGUUUCGGUCGACAUUGCAGUCGCCGUCACCAGGGAGCAGUUACCUACUGAGGUGAAUUAUUCGCCAAGCUACUUCAGACAAUGGCCGUGAAAGCCUGCGAACAUUAUUAAAGUACAAUUGUCAGGAAGGGGGAAACAUGUGUAAAAACAUUUUGGUUAUCUCCUUGGACUUGUUGCACAUAGUAGUGUGUUGAGUGAUCGCAGAAGGGCGGUGAUGCCAGUGCUGUAUUCUUUAGCGGAGCUGAGAAGUGCACAGAAUCUAUACAAACAAAUGUAUGUUGUGAACCUUAGAAUCAAAUUUUCAGGUAGCGAUUACAAAAGUUAGAUGCCCUCCGUGACACCUCUGUUGGUAAAUACGGUAACUCGUUAAUGUAGCUUCGUGAUGUAGUACACAGAACUCAACAAUGAAACGAUUUUGUGCUGAAACCUUUGAAACCAAGAAAUUUAAACUGAGAAAUAACGUGCAAUUAUUGUAAAGCUACGACCCUGCUACAGUAUUUGGUAGAGAUAUGGAAAUAAGUUUCUCUGUUAAGGCUGGAAGAAUUUUUCUUGGUUCUGUUUGGGUAGGCACCAUUUUUGACAAGGCUUGAUAACACACUGAGGGCGUACCGGUGUUGAGGUUGGAAUAUCGGUGGAAAUUAAUGGGCGCCACCACGUGAGUGGGCACGUAGACCCGGCUGGAUAACUCUAACUCAGGGCGUUACGUGGCCCGUGUGCGGCGAGAUAUUAGCCCUCCUGAUUUUUUUACGCAGCACCUGUCCCUAACUAAGCCCGCUCUCAGCGUCGGGCACGCUCCUAAUUAUCGCAGUGGGCUCUUAGGGCGUCCCACACGCCGCUGACCAGGUUAGGGACCCACGUGGCCCCCCGAACACAAAACACGAGACUCAGUUAAAUGGUUUUUAUUUACUCACGGUACACGUCCUUACACGAUCCUCCAUUGAUACAGUUAGAAAACGUCCGAGGCACGAAUCGAAUUAGGUGAGGAGGCGAACCACGCACGUGGCCGCCUCAAGGUACAGACACGUCCGCCCUCGGCCGGCGGGAGAGAGAGACUGGGCUGAGCUCAUGGCUUGCGGGAGGCAACAUGGCGCCCUUCGCGCCGAACACAAUUACCGUUACAACUUAGCUAAGGCGUGCCCCGGGUUACUAUUGAAAAAUACAUAAAUCCUUUUACAAAAAUUAGUACAUUACAUCCAUACCCAGACCGUCUGUAAUAAUUACUUAUAUGAUAGAAAAUGGUUUAAAUGAAGUUGCAUGCUAGUUCCUCCGUCGCCCGCUAGGGAGCGUCCUUGUUCGUGCUUGCACUUAUUAAAUAACAAAACAUCAUGAAUUAGUUAAAUAAAAGACACUCACAUGCAUAGCCGUCGUGACACUAUUUUGGGGACGAAAAGAAAAGGAUUACAAUAUUUAUUAAUACCAAUUAGGGGUGCGGCGCACUGCAGCUAAGCGCCCUCUUGCCAGGCUAGCAACACAAGCACAAGCGGGAGGUUUGAACAGAUGGUGGCGUUUGGGCGGUGGCAUAUCGGGCUCAAAGGGGGGCCCCAGGCCCGGACGACGUCAACACUUAAUUAGAAGUUUACUGAUGUUAGUGUUUUAUCCAGAACUUUUUUUCCUUCAGAAAGUACAUAUUUGGUAUCUGCUGUUGUGCAGCUGUGCUCUGUAUUCUAGUAAUCCAAACAAUAUCUGAAGACUAGUAAUUAAUUGCCAGCACACAUUAUCACUAUGCUUCUUGCUGUUUUGUGAAAAUGCAGUGUUACUCUGCAUCUCACGUGUUUGAUGUCUGCUAUUGAUUUCAUGGGUUAUUUUCUUACUGUAAUUGAAUUUUUUUCCUGCCGAUUGCUAUAACACAGGUGUGCAACAUGAUUUUAAACUUGUGAUAUAUCUAAGAAAACAAUAUUUGUUUAUUUUAUUAUUAAAUUUUUUUAUACCAUAGUUAAUGAAUAGUUUUAUUAUGUUUUUAGAUAGAUAAUUUAUGUGCAUGUUGGAAUUAUUUCUCAAUUUUAUGGAAAGUCGUGCAGAAUUAUGUAUAGUGUGUGCUCUUAAAGGUCAACAAAAUGUUUUAUGAAAGCUGUUAUGAUGAUGACUAUUUUCAGAAUGCAUGAUAUAAUGUUAAUGACUCUCCAUUGUUAUGUUAGACGUUAACUUAAUACAGAAAUGUGUGAUCAAGACAUUAAAAAUUAUGUAACAUACCAGGAAAGAAACUUUAAUAGUAUCUAGUCUUGCUAGUUGCAAAUGUAGCUAGUGUUGUGUAGCGGGUUUGAGUCCAGCCGCAGGCUUGGUGCUGGGAUAAGCUAAUGAGCGGUCAUUGCUAGACACUGUUAUUGGUUAGGUAUUCGCAGUUGAGGCUGUGUUCACAUUGGUUCGUUCAUAACUUUUAAAUAUUUGUGAUUUGUAUGGUGUUCAUUUGUUUUACACUCAUUAGAAUGCUCGGAAGUAAUUGAUUCUGAAUUUACGAUUCUUUGAUCCCCGGACAGUAACCCUCUAAAAAUAACAAUUCUUUUCAUGGGAACCGUAAGAAAAUGUUUGUGGAGUAUUCUGAAAUUGGCUUAAAAGUGACUUUGUUGCACUUAUUCUGGCAUUGUGCAUUGCUAUUCUGUUUGCGUGAUGUGCGUGGUACCGCCAUGGCUGGCGUGAGUACACUCCACACAACUGGGAGGAGUUUCCACAUCACACACCUCCGCUCCUGUACCGCAGCAGGCAGCCAGGCACCGUGCUAGCGAUGACCCUGUUCCCAGGGACUUGCUACUUGCAAUGUCUCUCUCUCUCACUUCCACACCCCCACUCCGUUCCUCCCCACCUUCAACCUUCUUAAAUGCCUUCAAUGUUACUAACUAGAAUUUAUUUCAUCAGUCGUAAAUUAGUACAUUUCACCAAAAUAAUUGUAAAAAAAAAUUAAUAACUUCCAUUAUCAACUGGUUUAAAAUACAAUUUUUGUUUAGAUCAUUAUGCAUAAUUUGCAAGUUCAAAAGAAACCAAUAACAGGUGUUAUAUAGUGACUAAAUCAAACUUGUGGAAUAAGUAAUUUACUAUUUGGUCAGCUUGUGCAGUUUAAGAACUUAAUACAAAUAAAAAGUACAUAAUACUAUGUAUUUUCAUUUAUAAUCUGGGUUACCUGACCAUUGUGUUUAAGAAAUUUGCAUAUUUGAACACAGCCUUUGACUAGCCGCUAGACAUUAUUUAUAGUCUCAAUUGAGAAAUGUUUUAAAUGUGUAAGUAUGGAGCUGAUUUUACAAUCAGGUGAUAUUUAUUGAUUGUGUUCAGAUUUUUUUUAUGAAAACCGAAUAUGUUUAUGCUCUAAUAUUCUUGCUGUUUGAUUUUUAAAAAUAUUUGUGUGUAAAGUUGAGGUGUGCAUGUGUGUGUGUCUGCCUGUCGAGGUCUGUACUCUUAGGGCGGAAUUCAUAGUGGUGAUAUAAGCAAUACUUGAAAAAAGUACUGCUUAUAUGCAUGCUUAAGUAUGGGAUUAAAUUCAUAGCGAACAAAAAGAGCACUGCUUAUUAGGACUACUUCAAGUAAUACUUCACGAAGCACUGCAUCAAAUAAGUACUGCUCAAUACGAAUUCACAGUCAUGAAAUAAGUUUGCCUUGUUUCGCAAGUAUUCAUAAUCAAAUAAGCCAUGCUUAUUCAUUGAUAUAAGUAAUACUUCAUGAAAUCGGCUAUCUAGGUGACUCAAAUACUGGUACGGAUUUGUUUGUUGUAAGAAUAGGUUAUGUAAGGUAUUAAUUCCCGUUAAUUUUUCCAUAUAUUAAAUUAAAAUUGAGAGAGUAAACAAAUUCAAUUUGGGGAAAAGAAACGAAACAAAUAGUUGCAGCUUAGUUUUGUAAACAAUACAGGUUACGUACAUAACCUCUUCUGCAGCUAGUGUGUUGUUUCGCUACCACGUGGUUAACUUCACCCGCUUAUAGAUCUAGAGCUGUAGCAAACCGUAUGUAUUCGGUACUGAGUAACGGGUGCGCCAUCUAGUAACGAGUAACGAAACGUUACACACGGCUGCAUCUCGUUACUCGCAUUUUUCGUAUGUUUUACGCAUGCGCGCGCAUAUUUGAUGAAUUUACGUUACAAAGAACGAUGUUUGUUUAUUAAGUAAAGUAUAAUUUGGAAAUUCGUCGUCCAAGUUUUUUACUGUUUAUUAAUGGUAUUGUGUGUGUAGACAAAGUUUGAGAUUGGAACAGAAACAACGUAAGAAAGUAUUUUUUACAAAUUAGAAAUAUGUAUGUUUUUGUUUUUUAUCAUCGCGAAUUUUCACUUUUUUUUUGUUCUUAGUGUAAAAGAGAUAAUAUAAAAAAAGCCGCUCUAAUGAGAUUGUAUUGUUUCUAGGUUAACAAAAACAGUUAAUUAUCAAAUAUUGUUAAUUGUUUAUAUUCUAUUUAUUAUUAUUUACUCGACGUCAUACUGUACGCGUACGCAAUACAACUCAAUUCGUUGUUGCAACAUAUCAUAGCAUAUGCAGUAUCAGAAGUAACGAGUAACGUAACGAUACGAUAAUAACGAGUAUAAAUUGUUAUAGUAACGAAUACAUACAGGUACACUUUUUUUCGUUACUUUUACACCUCUAUAUAGUUCACAGACACAAGAUGGCCAACAUAAUUUAACAACACAAACAUUAAAAACAUAUUUAUGUAGUUGUAAAUUUGUUUUUAAUACAUGUUCAUAUUUAUUUUAUUCAAGUUCACUAUCAAAUAAAGUAUAAAUAUCAUCUUACGUAUUAAUUUCAUUAUUUUAAUCGCAUAUAUGGUUUGAAACGUGGUCAUUUUUAUUUUCAAACAGGUAAACUAUGUAUUUACAGCGGUAUAUUUGCUUGCGUUACGUUGGCACAAAAUUAAUCCUUUACUUUUUGAGAUACUUCAUCAAGUACAGCAUGGCCAAUAUAAGUAGUGCUUGUUCAAGUAUUACUUCGUCAAGUAUAGGUUUAUGAAUUCAUUGCUGGAAUAAGUACUACUUGAAGAAUAAGCACUACUUUAUAAAGUAUUACUUAUUCGCCAAACAAGCCUUCGACUAUGAAUCCCGCCCUUAGAUACCGUUAUGUAUCUGCACGAGUCGACAUUUUCUUUGCUCUGCAUGUUACUGCUGCCUUUGCACUGGACAACAGUUUUGUAGAUUUGAACUUUUAUGUUUAUAUACAUACAUGCAUGCGUGCAUUUUCCCAGACUGCAAAGGUAUAGUCAGUAACAUGCUUUAUCUGGCUCUCUACUUUUUAAAUUUGUAAACAAGGAGAUAAAAAAAUUGGGCACGUUUACUUUGUUAACCUAAUCUCGUGUAUUUUUGGGUAGUUUAUAGUAAUUCCUGUUUAGUGCAAAACUAGCCACUUGACCUUUGAAUGUUUUUAUUAUGUAUAUGUAUAUAGUUUUUAUUUUAGAGGCAAUCAGUGAAACUACUUGCUCAUGAUGGUUUCUUCGAUGCAUGAUCAGUGUCUUGAGGUUUAUUUGCAGUAUUGUGGGGUUUGUAAAUUUGGCAAUAAUUAGAUAUGGUGAUAAACUAACAAGUGGUUUUGUGUGAUGCGUGAAAUAUCUGAAUACUGAUUUAAUUGAUCUUCUGAAUAUUAAUUUAAUCUCAUUAUGCUUGGUUAAUUAAUACUAAGGUAUUGUACUGGUUGGUGCAUACAUAAAAAAAAAGCUGUGCACAAGGAUAUUUCAUCAAAAUAUUUACUGAUUUUAAAUAACAAGGUUUAAAGACAUAUUAUAUCUUGACAAAGGUUUGGGUUAUGCCCAGCAAUUUUCAAACAAAAUUAACCCUUCAACUUAAAUGUUGAUUUUCAAAUGAGUUUAUAUACAACAGUGUCACUGCAAUUCAUAAACAACUGUUAAAUUUUUUUAAGCACGAUUUCAUAUUUUUAACUGAAUGGAAUGAUGAUGAUGAUAAACUAUUUAACUUGGUAUUUUAAAUUACAAAUAUUCACACAAUAAUACAUAUUUGCAAGUCUAUUCAAUCAUGUUAAGUCAUUUUUGAAAAUGUAAAGUUUGUAUUGUCAAAGUGUGGGAGAAAUUUUUUUGUGUUGGUGAUAUGGAGAAUCUUUUCUUUAUUUAAAAAAAAAUUUGCCAAGUAGAAAAGUACUAGUGAAUUUUUUUUAAAUAAGUAUGAUUUCUUAAUUUAUUUGAUGUUGUGCUGUAUGCUACCUCUGCUCCUAUAAGUUGAUUUUUUACAUGAGUAAAAUACUUUUUUUAGACAAUCUCUUUAUGUGAAAGUGUGUUGUUUUGUACAUUGUUUUCCAAUGUGUAAUGAAUGUUUUUUAAUAAUCCAUUUACAUCAAGCAAAGUUUUAAAAAAUUUUAAAUGCAUUUAGUGUAAUAACUACUAAGUUAUCUUUAUCAAGAAUUAGUACUUCUAUUUUACCACAUUAUUAUUAAGUUUCUGUGUUGUCUGUUUGUCUUUUCAGUACAAUUUUUUUUUGUUUUGUUUGUCCUUGCUCCGAUAUUGUCGCAUCAGGCUACGAGCAGAACGGCACAUUGUUGCAGGAUGCAUGAUGCAUGAUGCUGCACUUCGCAGGCGGUGCCUGCAUCAUGUACUGCUCUUAGUUAUUUCAAUAACUUCAUAAACAUAAUGUAACAUUAUCCUAAAUAUUUAGUAAAUUCUUCAGCUAUGACAUUUGAUGCUCCAUACAAUUUCAUUAUCACAUUUAACCCUAAAUUUCACAGCCUGAGAAAAUACAAUCGGUAUAUUUUCUCUUUGUUUUAAUUUUUUUAGAAUGUAAAAUAAAAAUUCUCAGACUUUUUAGAGUUAAUAUUUUUAAUUAUUGAUAUAAUGAUAUACCUUUAAAUAAAAAAAAUUAAACAAACAUGAGGGCAAAUACAUACAGCUUUUUAAAAAUAAUUUAUAAAUUUCUUUGGAAGGAAAAUCGGCCUUUAAUUUGCUUUAACUGUGAAAUAUAUAUUUUUUGUACAAACUGAACCAGUGAGUCAAAGUUUGAUGUUCUCUCGUCAGCCUGAAGGAAACUCGCAUACUGUAUAACUUCUUGGUGGAAAGUCAUCGAUUUAUGGACUAAAAGCAGAAAAUAAUUAAAUUGAAAGAAAAAUUUUAUUUUAGCAAGCCAUGUUUUUAAAGUGUCCCUUACUUUUUUUUACUUUUUUUUUAUUUUUUUCUUUAAGUACCAGUUUCAUAGCUAUUAAAAAUUUACAAUCACAAAUUUUCAUGACAAUCAUUAUCGGAGUAGGAGAAAUUAUUUUAUACGUUUUAGUUUUAAAAACGUAUGUUAAAAAAAUUUUUGAUUUAAUUAUCUAGAUUGUAAGCAUCAUUAAAAAUAGUAUUUAAAAGGAAUGAAGCUAGUUCAUAUAUUUUAAUGUUGAAAUUUUAUACCUUAGCAUGUAUUUUGAUUGCAACCUUUUUGAAAAUUAUUAACUAAAAUAUUGCAGAAGUAAUAUUUUGGUUGUUUGUUGCAUCAUUAUCAAGGUCAGGUUUCGAUUUUGAAUCCAGUACACAUGGGCCCGCUGUCGUGCCACGUAGCUAUAAAACGGGAAACGCCACUGAAAUGUAAACGGACUGCACGGAUAAACUGAGUGAACUAUAAGCGCCCGCAGCGCAGCGCAGUGCUGGAAUCCGCGCGGAAGCACCUGUACGCGAGCCGCGUCACGGAAACCUGCCGAAUCAUGGCAAGCUGGUUGAAAACUUUUAGUUGUAAGUGAUAAAUGAAUGUAUGUAUUUUUAUUUUCCUUAACUGUGCGGCUAGUCUUUAAUGAAUCAAAAACAAAUCUAAUGUGGUUAGAGAACUUUUUAAAAAAUUGAUUAGAAAUUAUGAUUGUUUACUGAGGUGUAUUACUUAACAAAAUUUCUUUAUAAAACUAUAAAACAUCCGUUGUUAUUUUAUAAUGUGAAGUGGGAAAAUAGUUAAUACAUGUUAAAUUAUGUUGCACUAUCUUUUUAAGUCAUUUUAAUUUUUAUAGUAAUACAAAAUUAUUGUUCCAAUUUUAUGUUAUUUAUACUUCUGCAGAUUCGAUCAAAUAUUUUUUUGUUAAUUUUUAAUUAGUUUUAACUGUGGAUGGUUCUUUCCUCAUCCUUUCCACUCUUAAUUGUUGUACAUCGUUGUUAUUUUGCCUUUUGUCAUCUUUGUCAUCAUUUGUGAAUUCAUUUGUGCAUCCAAUUGUCCAGCCGUAACCCACGGUUCUUAUCCGGUCCACCGGAAACACAGGUCUCUCCAGCUCGCAGCAUCUUCUGUCUUCCUGCUGUUUCUUCCCCACCACCUUAUUCCAGUUGUCUUCACAUCUGUCAUCUCUGGCAGUUCAUUCUUCUCCAGUCUGUUGGCAUGACCGAGCGAGGCGUUAAGGCUUGCUCCAGUCUGUGAGGUUGGUUGUUGCCGGCGUGAACACUUGUCCAUCUUGUUCCGUGCGCUGUCGCUUCACUACGGCCGUCACAGAACCACACCUCCGCAGCUGCGGGGAAUACAGAGGGUCAAUGAUCGUGUUACUCUUGCAUCAAGCUGUUGUUAUUUUGCAUAAAUAAGUGAAUUAUUAAAAAAAAAUUAGUAAUGAGGGUAAGCUUGUAAAUAACCAGCAUGAGUACCACUUCAAAUAUAACCAUUUUGAUGCGGUACGUUUGGGACCAAGGUCAUGCAAGACUAUGUAACCUCAGUGUAUUUGUAACGGGAAUACCAAAAACAUGAAUAUACAGUACAGUGGUAUUUAAAUCAAGUAAUAGACUGCUGAGUGGCUAUACAAGCCCUUCCUGCUAACAUAUUUCUUCUGGAGAAGCGUCUUCCUCUAAGCAUUUCAAAUGUCUUCGAUUCUCAUGCUGCAAUGACCUCCGUGUGGUUUGUCCCUGGUAAAAAUUAAUUUUUCCUAAACCCGCUUUCAAACACAACUAAAACUAAAAAAAAAUAGUUUUUUUUAUUUUUAUUCUGUGUAUUAACAAGACAGUAGUUACACACCAAAGCCAUCAUGAACUAUGUAUGUAAUAAAAUGGGCUAGGGAUUUAACCCUCAAGUUACCAGAGGUAUGUUAAGUGGAUGUAUGUACACAUGGUUUUUUUGUUGAGUUAGAAUAUCGGGAUGCAACAUUUGUAGCAGAUACCUGCAGUUUGAGUAGUAGACAUUUCUACUAUAGAUAUAUACUUGAAUAGCGUAGUGUUUGAACACACAAAUGUUGGAGGGCACAUGAACUGAAUUAUUUGUAUUGAAAGAUACAUACAUGUAAUUUGUCAAAACUUUAAGAGCUGGUAUUUUUCGCGUACUAUCCAACUUGAGAUUUUUUAAAAAUGAAAUGACUGCAAAUAAAUCUAUUUAUUUACCAUCUAAGUUGAUUAAAAAAUAUUUGGAAUCUGGGAAUAUACCUAUAUAUUAAUGUGUGUGUGUGUGUGUUGGCGAUAUGAGGUUUUUUGCGAGAUAGGAUUUAGUUUGAUUGGUUU
This is a messenger RNA of Bacillus rossius redtenbacheri, 13310 nucleotides long. RefSeq lists its product as uncharacterized. The transcript is spliced from 8 exons. NCBI's taxonomy places the organism in Eukaryota, Metazoa, Arthropoda, Insecta, Phasmatodea, Bacillidae. The record is from RefSeq and is a predicted model, not a curated record. Bases 386 to 2200 code for a protein of 604 amino acids.